AUGCAGUGGAGUCGAUCUCUCUGCUCUUUAAUAGGAGUUGUGUUAUUAGCCCAGAUGAGCAGUACCUCAACAGUAAACGUUGCGUUACAAGGAGUGGCCACUCAGUCAUCACUGUAUGGUGCGGAUAUUACAUAUGUGAAAGCUUCUAAUGCCAUUGAUGGGAGCAAAAACCAAAAUGCCAGCCAAGGAUCCUGCACCCACACGAUGUCGGAGACCGACCCCUGGUGGAGAGUGAACCUGCUGGAUGUGUACAAAGUGACUGCUGUUGUCGUCACCAACAGAGACAGCAAUCCUGAGAGGCUCAAUGGUGCAGAGAUCCGUAUUGGUAAUUCACUGGAGAACAAUGGCAACAACAACAGCAGAUGUGCUGUCAUCUCCAAGAUCACACCAGGAAAUACCGAGACCUUCCAGUGUAACGAGAUGGAGGGACACUAUGUCAGUGUGAUCAUCCAUGGCACUGCACAAAUUCUCACUCUGUGUGAGGUGGAGGUAUAUGGCAGUCUAGCAGGAUACUGUUCAUCUGCAACAUGCCUCCCUCAUGACAAGUAUCACUUUGUGAACCAAAAUAAGAAUUGGACUGAAGCACAGAGGUACUGCAGAAAUAACUACACUGACCUGGCCACCAUAGACAACGUGGAGGACUUGGCCAGACAGAUGAUGUCUGUACACAGUGGUUAUACUGAAGCAGCCUGGAUAGGGUUAAAGAAGGGAGAGUGGCAGUGGUCAGAGAAUGAUUGUAGUGAGGGAUAUUUCAACUGGCACCAAGACGAACCAAAUAACGGGGGAGGGAACGAGGACUGUGUGAUGAUGAGCAACGGUGGUCAAUGGAAUAAAUCCAAUUGCAACAAUUCACAUGUGUUUAUCUGCUAUGACAGUUAUGGUAAGACAUUCCACUUGAUUAAUAAUACUCUGAUGACUUGGAGAGAUGCUCAGAUGUACUGUAGGGAGCAUCACACAGACCUGGCCAGUGUGAGGAACCAGACUGAGAAUAAGGAGAUAUGGGGACUGGCUAAUGGUCACUGUGUGUGGAUCGGCUUGUUCAGAAGCUCCUGGAAGUGGUCGGACCAGAGUAACUCCUCAUUCAGAAACUGGCAUGAGGGACAACCCAAUAACGUCGGAGGGAAUCAGACUUGUGCUGUGACAUUGAUGAACAAUUCAGGGCGUUGGGGUUAUCGGAAGUGUGAUGAAGAACGACCUUUCUUCUGUUACUACAGUGAGUGGCCCUCUCCUCUGUUCAUGGCAUCUCUAAUGUUGCUGAGUUAUGGAGAAAACUACAGCUCCACCUCUGAACGUGUUAUAACAGCCUUUCUCACACCUCUCCUCAGGGACACCUAGACAGUUAAACUAUGUUGUUAUAGCCCUUAACUAGCUCACCUGAUUCACCUAUUCAAGGGCUUGAUGAUUAGUUGACAAGUUAAAUCAGGUGCGAUAGAUCUAGAAUAAAUCAAAUGCAUGGUAUGGCUGGGAUCCCAGAGUGAAGGUUUGAAAAAAGGCUCGUUUUUUUUUUCUCCUCAGAUAAGGCGAUCCUGAUUCAUCAGAAUAAGACGUGGAAAGAUGCCCAGGCCUACUGCAGAGAGCACCACAACGACCUGGUCUCUGCCCACUCUGAGGAGAUCCAGAGAUGGGUGGAGGCCAGGGCCAAGAGGUCCUCCACUCCUCAUGUGUGGCUGGGCCUGCGCUACACCUGCACCUUGAACAUCUGGUUCUGGGUCAGUGGAGAGGCCACCUGCUACCACAACUGGGCUCCGGGAAACGGGACCGUCACGGAGGACUGUGGGAGAACCGGAGCGGGGAGAACCGGGGCGGUAGAGAAAGAUGGACGUCACCAGUGGGUCAGUCUGCCUGACACCGAGAAGCUCAACUUCAUCUGCAGCACCUCUAACUAACAGGUAGUAGAACCUGGACCCGGCUCUAGCACGGUGGCUUUCCCAGACACAGACUUGGCCUGGACCUGGACUUAAAAGCAGAGAAGAAUCUCUAUUGAGAAUGCUUCUUAGUCCAGGUCUAGGCCAAAUCUGUGUCUGGGAAACCGGCCC
Coregonus sp. 'balchen' is the source of this 2036-nucleotide messenger RNA. Lineage: Eukaryota; Metazoa; Chordata; Actinopteri; Salmoniformes; Salmonidae. The record is from the annotation of a GenBank genome assembly.